Messenger RNA from Spizellomyces punctatus DAOM BR117, 2599 nucleotides. RefSeq names its product glutamate--cysteine ligase. Gene Ontology annotation, molecular function: glutamate-cysteine ligase activity. Gene Ontology annotation, biological process: glutathione biosynthetic process. The transcript has 6 exons. Bases 175 to 2325 code for a protein of 716 amino acids. Gene Ontology annotation, cellular component: glutamate-cysteine ligase complex. The record is from RefSeq and is a predicted model, not a curated record. NCBI's taxonomy places the organism in Eukaryota, Fungi, Chytridiomycota, Chytridiomycetes, Spizellomycetales, Spizellomycetaceae.
AAAAAAAAAACAAAAAAAAGUAAAGUGUGCCCAUUUCCCCCACCAUCCCAUCCUUGUUCAGGACGGACCCUUCCGAAGGCUCACUGUUACGGAUAUUGACGGACGGACCCUGUAGACGUCCUUUCUAACCGUGUGUGGAUUGUCCAUCGGCUUUCGUCACUUGCAGACACAGAUAUGGGCUUGUUGUCGCUCGGUACUCCACUUCCUUGGGCGGAGGCACGAAAACACGCGGACCAUGUUAGAGAACACGGCAUUGUACAGUUUCUAAACAUUUGGAAUAGAAUAAAGAAGCGGAGAAAGGACCAUUUGCUCUGGGGUGAUGAAAUCGAGUAUAUUGUUGUAUAUUUUGAUGAUGAUAAGAAGCGAGUCAAGGUGUCUCUUCGCGCACACGAUGCGCUCGAAAAGUUACAAAAGAUUGAGACGGACGCGAUACUCAGGGGUGAUGUGCCCGAGAGCUCUUGGAAGCCAGAAUAUGGCCGAUACAUGUUAGAAGGCACUCCGGGACUUCCGUACGGUUAUACGCUGGAUGACGUGUUGGGCGUGGAGAAUAAUAUGAUGCGAAGACGAAAAUUGGCAACUUCCAUGCUUCGGCCAAAUGAAGCCGUUCUAACGAUGACAAACUUCCCACGCCUGGGCUCUUGCCACUUCACCGAGCCAGAUGCGGUCGCUACACCAGAUCGAGGAGCGAGCAUGAGUCUUUUCAUACCCGAAGAAGCCAUCAACCCUCAUGCGCGAUUCCCAACUCUUACCGCCAACAUUAGAUUGCGGCGUGGAUCAAAGGUUGCUAUCAAUAUGCCUAUACUUAAAGAUACAAACACUCCCUCCCCAUGGCUUGAGCCUGCCCCAGCAUGCCUUGCGAGCAGCUUGACGAAAUCCCUUCCCGAUGCUAUCGCGGCGGGAUGCUCCAACGGAACUGUGAAGGAGACGGUAGAGGUGGCAAAACAUCUGGACAAGGGCGCGCUUCCUCCAUUGCCGGAUCUUGUACCUGAUGCACUUCCAGAUCAUAUUUACAUGGAUGCAAUGUGCUUUGGGAUGGGAUGUUGCUGCCUUCAGGUCACGUUUCAGGCCUGCUCGGUGGAGGAGGCGAGACGGCUGUACGAUCAACUGGCCGUUGUGGCACCCAUUAUGAUGGCCAUCUCCGCUGGUGCACCGAUUUUCCGUGGGUAUCUGGCUGAUGUUGACUGCCGAUGGAACGUAAUUGCAGGCAGUGUUGAUGACCGGACAGUCGAAGAGCGUGGGCUGAAGCCAUUGAGCGAGUCCCGGUUCAAGAUCAGCAAAUCUCGCUACGACUCCAUCUCUUGCUACCUUUCUCCAGGACCUAAUUAUUCUGGAGGAUGCGUACUACCUGAAGAAGGGGCGCCAGCGGUGAAUGACGUAGCCGCCGGGCCAUCUAAGGGCAUGGAGUAUUACAAGGAAAAGUACAACGAUAUCAAUCCUCCAUACGAUAAAGAUAUAUACCAAAAGCUCGUUGCGGGUGGAGUGGAUGACCUUCUUGCCAAGCACUACGCCCAUCUCUUUAUUCGUGAUCCGCUGGUCAUUUUCCAGGAACUGUUGGAGCAAGAUGACCAACUGAGUUCGGAUCAUUUCGAAAACAUCCAGUCGACCAACUGGCAAACGAUGCGCUUUAAGCCACCCUCACCGACCACCCCAAAUAUUGGCUGGAGAGUGGAGUUCCGUAGUAUGGAAAUCCAGCUGACUGAUCGUGAAAACGCUGCAUUUGCGAUCUUUGUUGUGCUUCUUGUGAGAGCAAUCUUGAGUUUCGAUCUCAACUUGUACAUCCCUUUGAGCAAGGUCGACGAAAACAUGCGACGGGCCCACAACCGGGGAGCAGUGUUACGAGAAAAGUUUUGGUUCCGGCAAAACAUCAUUGGGGACAAGAACAGGAGACUUGCGGAUCUUGGAUGCAGAUGCAAUGGUGUGUCUAACCAAACGGUUGGCGAAGCCAUUUACGGAUCAGGAUAUGUUGACGGAGUUGCUGCGGGAGACGAAGACGAGGAUGCAUGCGUUGAGAUGACCAUUGAUGAGAUUAUCAAUGGAAAGCCAUCGGCUCAUUAUCUAGGACUCGUCCCUCUCGUGCGAAGAUACCUCGCAAUCCAUCAACCCGCCAUAAGUCAAACAACCCGCGAAAAACUCGACCUAUACAUCGACCUCGUCUCUCGCAAAGCCUCCGGAGACCUGAAGACAGGUGCAACGUGGAUACGCGAGUUUGUGACAAGUCAUCCAAGCUACAAAAAGGAUUCUGUAGUAAACGAGGACAUUACAUGGGACUUGUGCCAGGCGAUUAAUGGGUUGGCGGGGAAAGAGGUUAAAGGGUUAAAUUGUUAGGUGUAGUAGCCAGCAACUAGGGACGCUGUGAUUGGACUCGAGUGUGGGGCUUCGGUACCUGCUUCAUUUUAGAUAUAAAAUGGGAGGGCUGUAGCGUUAACGACUGGAAAAUUAGUAAGAUGUUGGUUGCAUUUUUUUUAGUAAGCUUUGGCUCAUUGUCUGCAAUGCGGGGGGCGGGGGGAGGUAACAGUGACAAUUGAAAACUAUAUAUUCAUACUAGACGAUGCAAAAGGGAAAUGUCUGCAUUCUCCAACAAUAGCUAGUGGCUGACGAG